GCCGACAAAUCCCUUCAGGUUCCCCCAGAGCUGAGCAGCAGAAACAGGUGUCAGCAGGUUCUGAGUGGUUCUGAUCCAGAGGAGCCGACAGAAAGAUGACUCCGCCUCCUUCUCCGCCCGUCCCAAAGCCUCGGAGUCGCUACACGAAGGACAGUCGAAGCUCCACCUUCUCCCUGGACAGAGACGAGUCUGAGGAGGAUCCACAUCAGGGUUUGUUCAGUGGACUUCACCUGAGCACAGAUAAAGAUGCUCCACCCCUUUCUGCUCCACCUGUGUUAAAUCAAGAUGUCUUCCCAUCUCUAACCGGCAUAACUGACAUCAUUUCCACCAACAUUCCUUCCCUGGCAGGCAUUGCUGCUGCUAUUGUAGGCUCCGCCCCCUCAGCACCCCUUUCUGGAGACAGUCUGGUUCAUAGCGUCUCCACUAAUACUCCAUGUUCAGCAAACGCUGCUAACCCUGCUGCUAACGCUGCUAACCCUGCUGCUAACGCUGCUAACCCUGCUGCUAACAGUGCUAACGCUGCUUCUAACAGUGCUAACACUGCUAACAGUGCUAACACUGCUAACAGUGCUAACGCUGCCCCCUCCACAUCUGCACCUGUUACUGACUCAGCUGUUCCAAACUUGAACAGCAUCCUGAGUUUGAUGGCUAACAUACCCAGUUUAGCUGCAGUUAGCUCCACCCCUUCAGCCCCGCCCCUCUCACCUGGUGAACCCUCCUCUACACCUUUAGGAAGGAUCGGCCCUGGAGACACACCCACAGAUGUUGGAGUGUUGUCCCAGCUGGUGACCCAGUCUUUGGACCCGACCAAAGUCCAGUCUGAGCUGGUGACCCAGUCUUUGGACCCGACCAAAGGAGUCCAGUUAGCACCUGUAAAAGGUUCUGCAGAGUCCACAGAGGAAGUUCCAUCUCAGUGUCCUGCUGCCCUGAAACCAGAGGACCCGUAYGUCACAGUGGUUUCUCAUUGGACCAGUCUGGAGGAAGCUGACACAGAAUCAUCCAAUGAGGAGGAGGAUCCAAGGUGCAGCUCUGCUCCUACUGGAUUUGAUGGAGAUUCUGGUUCUGACCAGGUGACCAGAGGUUCGACCAAUCAUCCAGGACCUUUGAUCCCCACUCGCCCGGCCCCGCCCCCUCCUGACAAAAACAAGUCCGUGAGGCAGAAGAUUCCCAGGACAGCCACCAUCCGGGUCUCCAGGAAGAAGGGAAGCAGUGGAAGUCCAGUUCCUCAGAGUGCCGUGGUCCGAGCCAGCUGGCUGGAUGUCUGGAAGGGUUUCAGAUACAACGUUCUGUGGGCCACACUGGACGGUCAGCUGAUGUCUCUGCGUAAAAAGCGCUCGGACCGGUUCAGCGAGGUCUUGUUCCAUGUCUCCAGUAUUACCAACGUGAAGCCUCAGGACAAAUGUCACUUCUCUGUGUACUUCAAAAGGAAACAUUAUGACUUCAUGGCUCACAAUAACGAGGUCUACCAAGGUUGGCUUACGUCUUUACUGGCGACUCGAGGCCUGCAAAGCCCACCCCCUCCAGAACUGCAUGGACAAGUCACCAUAAAGGACACUCGUAGCCGUGCCUAUGCCGCUGUCUGGGGUCAUGAUCUGUGGAUUUACCCCAACAAGGACAGCUUCCUGUUGGGCAUUGCCUCGUUUUCCAUCCCCCUGAGCGUAGCCAGUGUGAAAUCAAAGGGAAGGCAGUCAUUUACUCUCAUCACUCCAUACAAGACCUUCAAUAUAUCUGUUGAUUCAACCAAGGAUCUGUCCAUCUGGAUGGACAGCCUGUCCUCCACUAUCCAAAGUGCUCUGUCUUGUAGCCAGGUGGCACUGCGUCUCUGGGAGAAUCCGUACAACAAAGUGUGUGGUGACUGUGGAGCCCCCAGGCCUGAGUGGGCUUCAGUCAACCUGCUGCUCGUCAUCUGUCACAACUGUGCAAGUCAGCAUCGAGCUCUGGGCAGCAAACUGUCGAAGGUAUGCAGUCUGAGGAUGGACAACAAGGCCUGGACUGAACCACUCAUACAACUCUUUGUUACCUAUGGUAACCGGCUGGCCAAUCAGGUGUGGGCUCCAGCUGUGCCAGCAACAGAGCAACUGUGUCCAGAGUCAACAGAUGAAGAGAGGUCAAAGUUCAUCCAGGACAAAUACAGCAGGGGGCGCUACAGACGAGUUCACACUCUGUCGUCCAGCCGUGCCAUGAUGAACCAGCUGAUGAAGACGAGGAGCUUCAUGGUAAACUGGAGGAGGAUCGUUUCCUCUUCUCGGUAGAAAACAAUUCAGCGGCCUGUGAUGUCCUUGAUCUGCGAGAAGUUCUGUCAGUCUUCCUUAAAGAUGGGCCAAAUCAUCAGUUUCAGCUGGUGACACUAAGUAAUCAGAUAAACUGUGAUGCUGACGACAAAGAGACUCUGCAAAACCACCUGCUUCCAAUUCUAAAGGUGAUUCUCCCAGGAGGCGUGUCUUAUGCCGAGGUGGUUGGAGCCUCAGCUGUAAGCAAAGUGGUUCAAGUGGGCGGAGCCUUGAAUCAUUCUGAUGCCUGGUUGUUGCUGUGGGAGGAUGGAGUCAGUCUUCACCCCAUCAACAGAAACACACAGCAGGCUGUGAGCUUCGAACUGAGCGCGCUCAGUCACCAUGAGAUGGACCUAUCUGAAAACAUUGUCACCCUGGCAACUGCAGACAGGAGUAUUUCACUGCGUUUUGAGGGUCAUCACAGCUGUGAAACCUGGUUCAAAUAUCUGCAAAAAGCUCUGGCCAAUCAGGACUCUGCUCCAGAGCACCCUCCAGCAGUCAUUCAGACUCCAGUUCUGUACCCGGUGAUCUCUGCAAAGCUGAAAGGCUCUGUCCCACCAGCCAUCGAGCGCUGCAUCUCCCACAUCACCACCUACGGUCUGAAGGUAGAGGGCGUGUACCGGCGCUGUGGCCUUGCUACCAAAGUGAAACAUCUGGUGGAGGCCUUGAUGACAUCACCAAACUCUGCCCCCCUGGAGAAUGAUGAGCAGGGGGUGCUUGAUGCUAGCUCCGCCCUUAAACAGUUCAUCCGAGACAAACAGAGUCUGAUUCCCAACGCAGACCAACGGCAGUGGCAGCAGGCUGCAGGUAUGAGAAAAGACCAAAUACUCAGAGUGAUUUCAGAUGAACGCAGCAGGUUUAAAGAGUAUAGACGGUUACUACGACAACUUCCUGAUGACAACAGCGCCACACUCAAUGCCCUGUUUGGACACUUCUACAUGAUUCAGGUGUUUUCUCAGGUGAAUAAGAUGUCAGCUCACAACCUGGCUGUGGUUCUGGUCCCAUCUCUAUUUCAGGAUAUGAGCCAGGAUCUGAUUGGUCUCAUGAGAGAAUUCAUCAUCCACCACACCCUGCUGUUCCUGACUCCAGAUAGAGAACACAGUGAGGAAGAAGAGAUCACUGUCCUCUGAUGAAGAUGGACCUGAAGCUUCAGAUGUUUUGUUCUCUUUUAAUCUUUGAAUGGAUCAGACUUUUUCCCGACCAUCAAACUGUUUUGUACUUAUUUAUUGUAACAUUUGGGCUUUAUGGUGAAAUACUUUUUUUCUUUUUAAACCUUUACUGUUUAAAAACCAUCUGAAUAAAGUUCAGGAAAGAUACUCAGGCUUUUACUCUGAGAAUAAAAUAUAAUCUUCAGUC
Molecule: messenger RNA, 3626 nt
Organism: Austrofundulus limnaeus
Lineage: Eukaryota; Metazoa; Chordata; Actinopteri; Cyprinodontiformes; Rivulidae
Product: arf-GAP with Rho-GAP domain, ANK repeat and PH domain-containing protein 1
Biological process (GO): regulation of cell shape; positive regulation of GTPase activity; signal transduction
Cellular component (GO): cytoplasm
Molecular function (GO): phosphatidylinositol-3,4,5-trisphosphate binding; GTPase activator activity
Source: RefSeq, a predicted model, not a curated record